Cynara cardunculus var. scolymus (artichoke) is the source of this 1039-nucleotide messenger RNA. Its product is annotated as BURP domain protein USPL1-like. Lineage: Eukaryota; Viridiplantae; Streptophyta; Magnoliopsida; Asterales; Asteraceae. The transcript has 2 exons. The coding region runs from base 84 to 926 and encodes 280 amino acids. The record is from RefSeq and is a predicted model, not a curated record.
GCUUAUCCCAAAAACACACCAUAUCAUAUAACUCCCAUAUCACUUCACAUCUCAUCUUUGUAUCCUCUUCUGAAAAACCAGCCAUGGCUUCUUCUUCUUCUUCCUGUUGCACCCUCCUCUUCCAUGCUCUUUUGCUUAUACAGUUUUGCAGUUGUCGUGAGAUCAUCGACAAGAACCCGAAAAACGAUCGCAACGAAGAAAAUCGUAUAAAAGUUUACGGAACAAAUGAAGUUGAUGAUUUGGAUCCUGCUCUAAGGGUAUUCUUCGAUGUAAACGAUUUAUAUAAGGGCAAGAAUAUGUGGAUUUAUUUCGCCAUUAACGACCCUUCCACAACUCCUCGGCUGCUAGCCAGAGAACAAGCCGACUCGAUACCAUUCUCCUCAUCAAACCUCCCAUACCUUCUUGAGUUUUUAUCAUUAGCCGGAGAUUCACCACAAGCCAAAGCCAUGGAGAUGACGCUAAAACAAUGUGAGCUCGAGCCGACAGCCGGUGAGGUCAGGUUCUGCGCCACUUCCUUAGAAUCCAUGCUGGAUUCGACACGUCGCAUAUUGGGUGAGAUCAAACUGAAGGCGUUGACCACCAAGAUCCAUGAUUUGUUGGGCUCGAAUCAUACGGCUUUGCAAAGGUAUACGUUUUUGAAGGAGCCGUUGGAGCUUCAUGUUCAUGACAUGGUGGCUUGUCAUACCAUGGCUUAUCCUUAUGCAGUUUACUAUUGCCAUGGUCAAAAGGGGUCAAAUAGGGCGUUUGAGAUUUCUUUAGGGGGUGAAAAUGGAGAUAGAGUGGAUGCUAUUGCUGUCUGCCACAUGAACACUUCCAUGUGGGACCCUGACCACGUGGCGUUUCGAGUGCUCGGAGGUCAUCCUGGCAGCUCGCCGGUGUGCCAUUUCCUUCCCGCCGAUAAUAUCGCGUGGAUCCCGUCAUCUUAGGUGCAAUAACGACUGUUUGUAUGUAUCAUGGAUCGUAAAAUAUGUCUUCAACGAUUUAGUUAUAUGUGUGAUAUAUAGUUUUUUUUUAUUAACCUGAAUAUCUAACCCGCUAU